Molecule: messenger RNA, 1005 nt
Organism: Lycium barbarum (goji berry)
Lineage: Eukaryota; Viridiplantae; Streptophyta; Magnoliopsida; Solanales; Solanaceae
Product: patatin-like protein 2
Exons: 4
Coding region: 1-1005 (334 amino acids)
Biological process (GO): lipid metabolic process
Molecular function (GO): glycerophospholipase activity; monoacylglycerol lipase activity
Source: RefSeq, a predicted model, not a curated record
AUGUUAACUGCACCAAACAAAGAAGGACGUCCUCUUUUUGCUGCUAAAGAUAUCACACCUUUCUAUCUUGAACAUGGCCCAAAGAUCUUUCCACAUAAUGGGGGGUUGUUUGGAUCAAUAAGAAAGAAAUUUAAAUCUCUCGUGAGACCAAGGUAUAACGGGAAAUAUCUUCACCAAGUUAUAAAGGAGAAACUAGGCGAGACUCGGCUACUUGAAACCUUAACGAACAUUGUUAUUCCAACUUUUGAUAUCAAGAAUUUGCAGUCAAGAGUCUUCUCUACUUUUGAGGCCAAAGAAAAUCCAUUAAUGAAUGCUCGGCUAUCAGAUAUAUGCAUCAGCACAUCUGCAGCUCCAACAUAUCUUCCAGCCCAUUAUUUCAAGAACCAAGACAAAGAUGGCAACUUUCAAGAAUUCAAUCUUGUAGAUGGUGGAGUUGCAGCCAACAAUCCGGCCCUUAUAGCAACGACGGAAGUGACCAAGCAAAUCCUCCAUGGGAAUUCAGAUUUCUUUCCGGUAAAGCCAGAGGAUUAUGGUCGCUUUUUAGUGAUCUCAUUAGGUACAGGAUCAUCAACAAAAAUGAAAUUGAAAUACAAUGCUAAAACAGCAGCCAAAUGGGGUCUUUGCAAAUGGCUCCUCUAUGGUGGUUCAUCUCCAAUCUUGGACCUUCUUACUCAUGCCAGUGAUGAUAUGGUUAAUUUUCAUAUUUCUGCCCUCCUCCAAGCACUUCAUUCCGAAAAUAAUUAUCUUCGCGUUCAGGAUGACACAUUGACAGAGACUGAUUCCUCCGUUGACAUAUCAACAGAGGUUAACAUGAGGAGAUUAGUUGAAAUUGGGAAGAAUUUGCUGAAAAAAACAGUUUCAAAGAUUGAUUUGCAUACGGGUCUGCUUGAACCGUGUGAACAUAGUGGCUCAAAUGAAGAAGCUUUGAAAAGGCUCGCUAAGUUGCUUUCAGAAGAAAGAAGACUUAGGAAAUCCAAGGCAGCUUUAACAAACAACAGAUUAUAG